Halichondria panicea is the source of this 1077-nucleotide messenger RNA. RefSeq names its product piggyBac transposable element-derived protein 4-like. Bases 43 to 687 code for a protein of 214 amino acids. The record is from RefSeq and is a predicted model, not a curated record. Lineage: Eukaryota; Metazoa; Porifera; Demospongiae; Suberitida; Halichondriidae. The transcript is spliced from 2 exons.
GCUAGCCUCCAUUCCGUUAAUUUUCAAAACUUGUGAAUCCAAAUGGAGCUGAUUGGACUCCUUGACACUGUCAGCGAGCUUGAGCACACUGUCAGAGAGCUUGAGGACGACCAGGGAGUCUGUUAUGACCAUGACGAGCCCAGUGAUGACGAUUUUGAGACAGAUCUGGAGAGUGAUUCAGAUGCUGCAGUGGAGGAUGAUGACGAAAUGGUCGAUGGCAUGGCUCCGACUCCCAAACGGAGGAAGCUGGCGAGGGACAAUGGACUCCAAAAAGCUAAAUCCACAGGAAGAUACCCCGUCUUUGGCGGUGUGGUCGGUCCUGUCGAUCAACUUGAUCCGUCUGUAACUUCAUGCCUAGAUUUUGUUAAGUUACUUUGGCCCGAUAGUUUGUGUGAGUACAUAGCCGAACAGACCAACCUGUACGCUAGGCAGUGUGGUGCUAAGGGUUGGUCAGCUACAAACAGUGCCGAAUUGUGGGUGUUUUUGGGGAUUGUACUAGAGAUGGGCAUUCAUAGGCUCCCUGAAAUUACGGACUACUGGUCCAAGGAUCCUCUUUUAGGUGUACAAUCUGUGAGCAAUGUAAUGUCGCUCAAAAGGUUCCAAAGUUUAUGGCGAUAUCUGCACUGUGAGGACAAUACGUCCAUCACUGAUGCACGUAAGGUAACUAGCAAGCUAAAAACUGUUUAGAGACUCUUAAAGCCAACUACUUCAUGAGGUAUAAUCCCAGCCAGGAGCUUUCCGUUGAUGAGAUGAUGAUAAAGUACAAGGGUCGUAAAAGCGGGAAAAUUCAUUUGCCCAAGAAGCCUGUUAAACUGGGGUUCAAGGUAUGGUGCUGCUCAUGUUCAUGCUGUGGGUAUCUCUGUGUGUUUGAUGUAUACAGUGGUAAGCUCACCGAUUCCUCUGGGAAAAAGAUAGCUGUGAAAGGGCUUGUGAAAAAUGUAGUCCAUCGUUUACUCACUCCUUUUUAUGGUCAUCAGCAUGUUGUGUACAUGGACAACUUUUACACGUCCGGUCCAUUGAUAGAAGAGUUGGCUAAGCAAAAUGUGUUUACUGUCGGCACAAUUUUGAAGAAUGCUG